Messenger RNA from Rotaria sordida, 2613 nucleotides. Lineage: Eukaryota; Metazoa; Rotifera; Eurotatoria; Philodinida; Philodinidae. The record is from the annotation of a GenBank genome assembly.
AUGACUACUAACAACGAUCCAAUAUUUAAUUGUAUUCAUCAACUAGAAACUCUUCUAUUUCACGAUGAUAUGCUGAAGAAAAUCGAGUCUCAUCCAUUAAUUAAUCUUCGUGAUCAAUUGCAAAAAAUCGAUGAUGAAUGGGAUAUAAGAACAAUUGAUGAAAAUCAGAAACGGAUGUCUACUCUUAAUUAUUUUGAAAUAAAUUCCUUUUCUCAUUUUAUCAAACGAUAUUCUUCAAUAAUUCCAUCUAAUCUCUUAGAAGCUCUAUUCGAUGCAAUUCGUUUUCAAAUGUAUAUAAAUAUGGCAAUAUAUCCAGUGUUAUGUGAUUAUUAUUUUGAUUUAUCACUUACUUAUUUAAUUAAUGAUUCAACAAUUAAUUAUCUUAUUAAUAAAAAACAUAUUCUAUCAAAUAUGGAUGAAUAUUUUCUUCAUUUGUUUGCUUCUAUUGGUGCACGAUCGCUUUAUACAAGAAGAGGUAUUUCUUAUUCAAUAUUUGUUUCACAUAAAAAUAUUCCAACAUUUUUUCAAUUAAAUAAUUCAACCGAACGACUUUUACAAGCAUUUAUAACUUAUAUAAAUAAUUAUUUUUUAAAUAAUGAUCAACAAUCUCAAGUCUAUACAUCAAUUUUUAAAUGGAUUCUUAACAUGACAGAUAUCUAUGGAUUUGUUCCCUAUUUUGUUCAAAUUGGUUAUCCAAAUGCUAUUUUACAAUGGAUAUCAAUUGAACGAGAUCAUAUAAAAUAUAUUUCUCUUGAAUCAUGGUCUUGCAUUAUUAAUAUAUUACAUAAUCUAGCUCGACAUCCCAUUGGUGUAAAAGCACUAAAUGAAUUAAAAAUGAUUGAUAGUAUUAAGCAAUGGAAAGAACAAUAUUUAUCCGAAUCGUCAGUUAUUGAUUAUAACGAAGACGAUAAAGAUAUUCGUAUGGCUUAUUAUCUUCUUUAUGCAAAAUUAUUGGAACCGAAGGAAUUAAAAAAUGAAAGUGUCUCUAAUAUUCAAACAAUUCUUGAUUAUAUUCUUGAACAAACAAUGAAAGCAUUUGAUUCUGUUGAUCUUACCUGUGGUCCAUAUAAUGUUUGUGAAUAUUUAGAGGGACUAGUUAAAUUAGUUGUUAAUGAUGCAUUGCUUACUUAUAUUAUUUCACGUGACAAUAUAUAUGAAUUAUUUAUUGAAAAAUUUCUUUUAUUUAAUAACAUAUGUGAAUCAACAGUACUUAAUACAAUUAUUUGUUCAUCACUUUAUACAAUAUUUUGGUCAAUUAGUUUUUUAUCUGAAUAUUCUAUUAAAUUAAAAUUAAAUAAUGAAUUUCUUUCAUUCGUUGAACAAAGAGCAAAAAAUCAAUCAAAUGAUGAAUAUGAAUUAGACAUGAAACGCGCAGCUAAAGGAAUUCUUUUUAAUCUUGAUUGUAUACAAAUGGAUAUACAACCAAUUGAAGAUAAUCAUAAUCAUGAUGAUGAUGAUGAUAAUCAAAUAAAAGUUAUGAUUUCUUAUUCACAUAAAGACGCCAAAUUUUGUAAAAACCUUGUUACAAAAAUUCAAGAACAUUAUCAAGGUGAUAUUUGGGUAGAUUUUAAUAAAUUAUCACCACCAUAUGAAGAUGAUUGGGAAGAAAUUGCUAAAGCAAUAACUCAAUGUAAUGUUAUUGUAAUGAUUGUAACAGAAAAUUAUUGUGGUUCAAAAAGCUGUCGAAGGGAAGUCGUUCAUGCUGAUAAACGUAACAAACGUAUGGUACCUGUUUAUAUAGGAAAAGAUUAUAUACCAGAAGAUUGGUUUGAAAUUCGUGCUGGUUCCGCAACAUGGGUUCGUUUUGGAGGUGAGAAAAAUGAUGAAGAAGUUAUGGAAACUCUUUUAGGUUUAAUUACUGUACGAGAUGAAGUACCACAAAAUAAUAACAAGCUUGCUUAUUCACAUGGAUCUCAUUUAAAACUUAAAUCAAAAUCAGAAAUUGAUUCAAACACAAUUACUAAUAUUCAAACUAUUGAAACAUCAUCAUUACAUGUAAACACCAAUCCAAUUAUAGAAAUUUCUGACAUACAAUUACAAUCAAAUCUUACUGUAUCAGACAUUAUACCUACUUCUCCAAUCGAACAAUGGACUUGUGAAGAAGUACAACAAUGGCUUCAUUUACCACCAUCUACUCUUCAACUAUCAUCUGGUCGAGCUUUACUAACAUAUAUGAAGUUAUUAUCACAUGAUGAUGCACAAUAUGAUGAAUAUGAACAUCGAAUGCGUGAUCAUUGUGUAAGUAGAGAACAAUUUUCUAAUUUAAUAUCAUCAUUUACAUCAAUUCUUUCAUUAAAUGAUGCCCAAACAAUAUCAACUAAAUUACCUGAUCAAUGGACACGUAAUGACAUAAAAUAUUGGUUUCAACAAAAUCAUUUAUCUGAUUAUUUAUUAAAUGCAUUGAAUUUUAUUGAUGGAUCUCAACUUAUUAUUUAUGGACAAUUAAUUAUUGAUUCACCAUUACGUAUUGAAGAAGAAUAUAAUCGAUUGAGAAAUAAGAUUGGAAAAGAUCUUUUUCAUCUCGAUGAAUAUAGUCGAUUUUUGAGUGGUUUGAAAAAACUUGUCAAUCAAUCAAGAUUAAAAGAAGAAUCUGCUUUAUGUAAUAUUCUGUAG